Messenger RNA from Ostreococcus tauri, 1885 nucleotides. RefSeq names its product Integrase, catalytic core. Gene Ontology annotation, biological process: DNA integration. The transcript has a single exon. NCBI's taxonomy places the organism in Eukaryota, Viridiplantae, Chlorophyta, Mamiellophyceae, Mamiellales, Bathycoccaceae. The annotation marks the transcript as partial. The record is from RefSeq and is a predicted model, not a curated record.
AUGGACGUCGGAAGCGAGUUCUUCGCCGACGUCAGCGCGUGGGCGCUCGAAAGGGGCGUGGACCUUCAACCCGGCGACCCCGACCAACCUUGGCGCAACGGCGUCGUCGAAGGAAGGUGGAGAGACGUCCAAGCGCUUUCUGUGAAGGCGCAGCUGGACGUGACAGGCGCCCAGGCGUACAACCUGUGGCUGCCCACGGUCCUGUAUGCUGUACACAUGACAAACAUACAGCCGACGUCCGCUCCCGUUAUGUACGCGCGACCGCACUCGUCGCCGUACGAACGACUCACCGGAGAAGCACCGCAGAGCUCCUGGUUCUUCAAGUUUGGCGAGCCGUGUUGGUUCAAGGACCCGUCGCGAACGUCGAAAUCCACGCCCAAAGGAGUGGCGGGUUAUAUCGUGGGUUACGAGCUUAUGGGAGACCGUCACCAUCGGCGCGGGUUCAACGUACUCCCAGGCGACUGGGAAAGUACGCGUCCGACGCACCGACGGUUGAUUAUCCGAGCGAACGUCUCGAGGGAUACGUUGGCAACGGUGCCGCUGCACGCAGGAUCCGAGUACAUGCAACCUGGAGGAGCUGGCAAUCCGGAGGGCGUUACCUUUAGUAACGCGCCUGAUCACCCGCCCCCUCCACAACCCCUCCCGCGCAACAGACGCCAAGCACGCGUGCCACCGGUGUCAUGCGAGGCUCCAGAGCAGCAGCAAGUACCUGUUGUUGAGUUCCCCGCUGGCGCUGGCGCACCCGUAGUCACGAAUGAGCGCGCAGGAGACGAUCAAGACGCACCACUGCGUGAACAAGAAGCGACGCACCGCGCGCAACAGCACAUCAGCGAGGCACAAACCGCUCAGGAGGCGGACGCACACGGUCGCAACGACCCCUCCGACGUUGUCGAGACGUCCGAGCUCGACGCACCCGACGCACCCAGCAUUGGGGAGGCGGAGACUGAGGCCGAAGAAUUCCAAGCAAGGGGCGUCGAGAGCGAGCUCGCGGACGGGGAAUUCGUGGAUGCGCAAGACGACUCUUUCCUCUUACAAGGGCUUCCAGAACAGGAUGUUGAAGACCCCAGCGCUUUUGGAGACGCAGAUCCCAGAGAUCUGCCGGCCUUGGCGCAGGAAGAAGAAGGACCUGAACCACCGCGUCGAUCAUCACGAACGACGGCAGGAGUCCCGCCUUCAUAUUACGGACACCACGCGCUCCCGAGCAGCCCAGAGGCCGGAUAUGAAGCACUGGAUGCCUCCAAACAGAGCAGUGCUCAGAGAGAGCUACUAGCGGCAAUCAGCGCAGCGACCACCGAGACACCAAGUGGGACGAUGCUCUUAGACGCGCGAGCGUUCAGCACCGGGCGGAGUUCGAAGGUCAAAGAUUGGGUUAAGAGUUUGGGCAUCAGUGGAGAAAAGAUAAAUGUACUAGACUGCUGCUCGGGGGAAGGCGGCGGUAGUAUAAUGCGGACAUUAAAAAGAUCGGGAGUCUCACACUUGUUCAACGUAUGCACAGUGGACUCAGAACCGGAAUGCGCCCCAGAUGUGCUGAUGAAAGUGGAAGAUCUUGCCGAAGCCAUAAAAGGCGGAUCCGCUCCAUCAGUCAUAAGAGACACGCACUGGCACAUAGUGUGGACCUCUCCACCAUGCACACGGUAUUCAGCAGCAAACAGUCAACGGGACGCAGAGAAAACAGAGGACGAUUUGAGAGUCGCAGACGCAACUGUAGAAGCCUGUUUCGCUAUCAUUGACAUGCUGAAGCCCAUAUGCUGGUUUCUGGAGAACCCCGAUACAGGAGCAAACCGCCUAAGAGACAGACCGUUCAUGGAGAAGUACAGGCACCUCAUGAAGUCUGUGACGUACUGCCGAUACGGGCGACCGGACAGAAAAGCAACAAUGAUCGUUU